This is a messenger RNA of Homarus americanus (American lobster), 3109 nucleotides long. Its product is annotated as chorion peroxidase-like. NCBI's taxonomy places the organism in Eukaryota, Metazoa, Arthropoda, Malacostraca, Decapoda, Nephropidae. Gene Ontology annotation, molecular function: peroxidase activity; heme binding. Gene Ontology annotation, biological process: response to oxidative stress. The record is from RefSeq and is a predicted model, not a curated record.
AGGAGGUUACCGCCUGAGGAGCGUCAGUGGUGUGCAGGACCACGUCGAGGAAGGAGUGUUGCAAUAUUGCCCUUCAGUCAACAGAGAGUAGUAAGAGAAGCCACAGUGAUAGGAAGAUGAGCCGGUGGUCGUGGAUGGUGGUGGCGGUGGUGGCAGCCCUGCAGAGAGGUGGUCCGCUAGGGGCUCAAGGCAUACCUGUCGAGGAGAUGGAAGAGCUACCUGUGGCGCGUGUCAUCCGUCAGAUCAGCUUCCCAGGUGGAGGACAAAAUGGAGGUUUCCCAGGACCAGGGGUUUCCCAAGGAGGUUUCCCAAGUUUUGGAGGUUCCCAAGGAGGCUGUAACUGCAUUCCUUUAGUCACCUGCGCGUCGGUGAUGACACAGAUCACGCAACAAUGUAGACUGGGAAAUGGUAGCCCAGGAGUCUGUUGCCCUGCAUCUAACCUGGCCGCCCAGACCCCUGCCAGAGGACAAGGUGACAGCAAGGUGUUUAGAAACCCUAACAUCAGUGUGAGGAUGAAACCAAUUGACCAAGGGAUGCUGAACGCUGCCUGUAACAAGGGCAUCAACCACGUCAACCAAGUCAACCAACUGGAACAGAACCUCCUCCGCAACAACAAGGUGGUGCCGAGGAACUCACCUGCCAGCGUACACCUGAGGUUCUUCAAGACCAAGGAGAGCGCGAAGAGGAUGGAUCAAAUAGCUACUGCCAUCAUCGCCGCCUCCUCCAACAUGCUGAGAGACUUUGGUUUGACUUCUGAGCAAGCAGGCUUCGGUUUGAGGAAUAUCCAGGUAGCCAAUACCACUCUAGGCAGAACUUGUCCUCCCCUGCCCAGGUGUAGUAAUAACAAGUACCGAACAGUUGAUGGCUCCUGUAACAAUAUGAGACAUCCUACUUGGGGCCAGUCUAAUACACCGUGCCAGAGAAUAUUGCCUCCUACCUACGGGAAUGGUGUGUCGUCGGCUCGCUCAUUGAACACUAAUGGGUCACCACUGCCUAAUGAACGUCAUAUCACCAAUAACAUUUUGAUAGACCUGGACAACCCUGACCAAGAUUUCACGCUCUUCGUCAUGCAGUGGGCACAGUUUAUUGACCAUGAUUUUGCUCAUGUUCCCUUUCACUCUUUCCCCAACAAUCAGGGAAUCGAGUGCUGUGAGAACGGCCAUAUAGUAAACCCUCCGCCUCACCCCUUCUGCUGGCCCAUCGACACAACAGGCGACCCCUUCUAUGGUCCUAAGGGCAGCAACUGUAUGAACUUCGUCAGGAGUAUGUUUGCUGUUGGCGCCGGUGAGGAUUGCACUUUUGGCUACGCUGAACAGCUCAAUCAGAUAACACACUGGAUCGACGGCUCCACUGUGUACGGGUCAGACGAAGAAGAACAACGGCCACUACGAACCUUCAGAGAUGGACUUCUAAAGAUCUCUGGCAACAACCUCCUACCUAUCAACCCUAACCAAGGAGGAGACUGUCAGGCCAAAGAACGCAACUCACUCUGCUUCCUGGCUGGUGACUCGCGAGUGAACGAACAGCCGGGACUGACAGCCAUACACACCGUCUGGAUGAGGCAACACAACACAGUGGCCAGACAACUCAGGAGCAUCAACCCUCAGUGGUCAGACGAGGCCGUGUUCCAGGAGGCCAGAAGGAUCAUUGUCGCUCAGAUCCAACACAUCACCUAUAACGAGUGGCUGCCUAUCAUUGUCGGUAACAAUUUCAUGCAGUCAUUCGGUAUCAAUGUCCUCCAGAACGGCUACAGCUUCGACUACAAUGAUAACUUUAACCCAAGUAUGAAUAAUGAGUUCUCCACUGCCGCCUUCCGAUUCGGGCACACGCUGGUACAAGGAACAGUCAGGAUGAUCUCUGCGGCAGGAGGCAUAAGCACCGUCAGGCUCCGUGAUCACUUCGACUCUCUCUCUGUCAGAGAAAGGCCCGACUGGAUGACAUCUUCGUAACUACAGAUAGCCAUCCAACAGUUCGAUCCUUUUGUGUCUCAGGAACUGUCCAAUCAUCUCUUCCAGGUAAGGAACUCUGUCUGUCUGUCUUUGAGGACUGGUGGUCUGAACAUCACGAGGCCGGGACAGCAAGCUGUAGCCACCUACAGCGACAUAAGACAUAUCUGUGGUCUACGUCGGGCCAGGACCUUCAGUGACCUCACCGAUCAAAUUGACCCCCAGAUCGUUCAGACACUGUCGAGAAUCUACAAUUCUGUCGACGAUAUUGACUUCUUCGUGGGAGGCCUCGUGGAGAAGAAGGUUUCGGGUGGUCUCCUGGGCUGGACCUUCCUGUGUGUUGUAGGAGACCAGUUUGCACGACUUAAGAAGGGAGAUCGCUAUUUCUACGACCUUGGAGGACAGCCAGGAUCCUUCAAUGAGGGUCAACUUCAGGAGAUCCGCCGUACCUCCUGGGCCAGAAUCUUAUGUGACAACUCCAACAUUGAGGCCGUCCAGCCCCUUGCCUUCAGGCAGACCAACAACGCUCUUAACCAGCCUGUAGCGUGUCAAGGUCCUGGUAUUCCUCGUCCUAACUUGGCUCUGUGGCAAGGCGAGAGACCAGCCGCUUAGACCCUCGUCCCUCUCCCUGUAAUUCGCCCUCGUCGCCACCCUCGCCUUCAGGCCUCAGAAACUAACCCUCAGGAAAAAGUUUCUUCUCACACAAGGGACUAACACGAGUAGAGUGUCCUGGCUGCCCGUGGGGGAACUUAGGUGUCGUAAAAUAGAGUGACGUAAAGUUGUUUUUCUGACCAACAAACAAACAAAAAUAAUACCUUAUUUACUUUGAUCGGGAAAACCACAAAAAAAAAAAUACGAUUGCACACCAAAAAAAAAAAUAUCCUUUCGAGGAACAUGAUCUUUGUUAAACUUGUCAUAAUUAUCAACAUCAUAAACGACGAUUAAAGUGACAUACCCAGCCUCAAGUCCAUAGGUAUUGUAAAUGGCCUCUAUUGACGUGUACAAAAGAAACUCUACGUAAAUAAUCUUUCUCGGCCAGACUGAGUUAGGUUAGGGUUGGUUAGGUCUGAUUAUUUUCACUAUGGUGUCUUGUCAACAUCCUGGUAAACUCUGGCAAUGGCUCAUCUUCACUGGAGUGUCCACAAAUAAAAGUGUUUUAAUGA